Molecule: messenger RNA, 2002 nt
Organism: Mytilus trossulus (common blue mussel)
Lineage: Eukaryota; Metazoa; Mollusca; Bivalvia; Mytilida; Mytilidae
Exons: 2
Coding region: 52-1725 (557 amino acids)
Molecular function (GO): zinc ion binding
Source: RefSeq, a predicted model, not a curated record
AGUGACAUAUUAUUUGCUGGUUCAAGUCAACGUUUUUCUAUCAGAUUAGAAAUGGCAAACACUGCUACAAAAUUUUGUGGCAUUUGUGAACAAGAUCAUAUAAAUGAGCCUGCUGAUGUAUGGUGCCCUGAGUGUGACGAAGCUUACUGUACCAACUGUAGGAAACACCAUGGCUUUUCAAAAUUAUCCAAACACCAUAAAACUAUCAAAAUUGAGGACUACUUCCAGUUACCGUCUUUUCUUUUGUCAACAAAACACCAAUGCCACGAUCACAGAUCUCAGUUUGAACUUUACUGCAAGGCCCAUAAUGCAUCAUGUUGUGCAUUCUGCAUAAAAGACACACAUAAAGAAUGUCUCGAAUUUGAACCUCUGAAGGAAGUAGUAAAGGAUAUUAAACAUUCUUCUAGAUUUUCCGUUCUCGAAGACUUAUUGGAAAAUGUGAUGUCAGACAUUGAUUUUUUAACCGAACAUACUUCUAAAAAUCUCUCGAUCGCUGACAGCAACACCAAUGAAUGUCUUGAGAAAUUAAAACAGAAACGGAAAGAGUUGAAUGACCACUUUGACAAACUAGAAGAAAAGCUAAAAGAGGAAGUACUUUCACAGAAAAAGACUACGGAUCAGCACGUCGAAUCUAUGAAGACUGAGUUGCUCUCUAGAAAAGAAAAUUUAAUUGAGAUAAAGGAAAAUAUUAUGAAGAUGAAAAACUUGUCAACUGACCUUCAAACAUAUUUUGGUUUAAUAGAAAUAGAGAAAGGAGUUGCUGCACAUGAAAGCUAUUUGAAUUCUUUGAAUGAUUCAGAAAGCCUUCAGCAAACUGAAUAUAGUCUGAACACAUCAGUAGUCGAUGACCUAAUGUUACAGUUUAAGUCUUUAGGACAGUUGAGUGUUGAUAAAAUUCCUUUUAAACAUUGCCUUAAUACAUCAAAGAAUGACCAGGCCCAGUUAAACGUAGUAAAGUUACCGUCAUCAGUAGAUAAAAUAAAGAUCAGCCUUAAAUUUACAACAAAGUUGAAACUUGAAAAUGCAUUCCUUACUGGUUGUGCAAUCAAACCAAACGGUGAUUUUCUUUUUGUUGAUUAUAGUUCUAAGACCUUACUUACCUGCAAGAGCGACGGAAGUAAUGUAAAAGAUCUCGCUACUUUUAAAACAGGGCCAACUGACAUUGCUUUUCUACCUCAUAAAGAUCUUGCAGUAAUUAGUUUUAAUGGUCAAAAUAUGAUAUAUGUCGAUCUCUUAUCAAACAAACAAAUAAAAACUAUCAACGUAAAAAGUUAUGGAAUUGAUUUUAUCAAUGACAGAAUAGUAUCAACUUCUGGUGGGAAAACAUUAUCUUUCAUGGACUUGCAAGAUGAUGCGAUUUCCGAAGUUUGCCAGAAAACCAGUUCAUACUAUGUAACGGCAACUGACACUUGUAUAUAUUGCUCUGAUCAUGAUAAUAAGGCAGUCAUUUCUGUCGAUAAUAAUGGUAAACAGCUAUGGGAAUUUAAACACGAACAACUUAAACAGCCACUAGGAAUAACGUCUACCCUCAAUGGUUAUAUAUUUGUGACAGACAGAAAGUCUAAAAACAUUUUUCUCAUCUCUCCAGAUGGUUCUCAAAGUAAUAUUGUCCUUAAUUUUACUGGUGCAGGACCAAGAGGAAUACAUUUCAAUCGCAGCAGGAGCGAGUUACUGGUGACUACAGAAUAUGGCGAUGAAAUAUCACUGUACGAUGUACAAUUUUAAGUUCGGUUCUAAAGAUCAUUUUAGUGUGGACAAAAUUCCUUUAUAAAACUGUGCCUAUACAUUGAAGAAACAGUAAAUUGGUAAAUAACCCAAAUAUUACUUUGAAAUUAGCAUCAAAUAUACCUCACCGAUUGUGCGAUCAAACUAGCACGUGGUUUACAAUCUAGAUUGUGAUUCAAAUGAAACUGUUUACAUUUUCGAAUUACAUUAUGCACAACAUCUUUACAUUUUCUAGGAAAUAUUUACUUUUUUUGGGGGUGGAUUUUAAAUAUUUCAG